This is a messenger RNA of Uranotaenia lowii, 4875 nucleotides long. RefSeq lists its product as uncharacterized. The record is from RefSeq and is a predicted model, not a curated record. Gene Ontology annotation, molecular function: nucleic acid binding; zinc ion binding. The coding region runs from base 1 to 4875 and encodes 1624 amino acids. The transcript is spliced from 2 exons. NCBI's taxonomy places the organism in Eukaryota, Metazoa, Arthropoda, Insecta, Diptera, Culicidae.
AUGCCUCGAGAGGACUUGCGGCUCCUGGUGAAGCAGGAACGGAACCUGAGGAGCUUAAUGGACAGCAUGCAAGAGUUUUUGAACGAAUACCAAGCGGAACGAGAUUACAUAUCUUUGAAGUAUCGGAUGCAGAAACUGGAUGAGGUGUACGACAAGUUCAUUCGAGUGCGAGAAAACAUUGAGGUGAUCACCGACGAUGUGGAAAUGGAUGUUGGAUUGGAAGGCGACGAUGAGCAGUCAGCUCUCGAACGUGCGAUGCGAAUCAGCGAGCGCGAAGAGGUCAAUAUGCGCAUCAUCAAGGAUUUUGAGAACCGUUUUUUUGAAAUAAAGCAUAGUUUGGGAGUGCUUGAAGCAGCCGAAAGUCGUUCCUGUACCAGUGUUCAAACUGUCAAACCAUCAACAGCGGUUGAUUCAAUGCCAAGAAUUAAGCUCCCCGAAUUGAAACUACCGACAUUUAGCGGAAAGUUGCAGGACUGGAUCACUUUUCGUGAUACAUUCACCAGCAUGAUCCACAACAAUGCGCAUCUAUCCGAUAUUGACAAGUUUACCUAUCUGCGAACGUCGUUGACAGAUGAUGCAUUAAUCGAAAUAGGAUCCAUCGAAUUGACAUCGGCUAACUACACCAUAGCCUGGCGAACACUCGAAAACACUUUCGAAAACAGAAAGCUGCUUGUGAAGUCAUAUCUCGACGUAUUGUUUGCUGUCAGUCCUAUGAGUGAAGAAUCUUAUGAUCAGCUUAAUAGAGUGGUAAAGGAUUUUGAGACAACGUUAAUGAUGCUUCAAAAGGUCGGUGUUGAAACUGAUGGGAUGUCAACCAUUCUUCAGCAUAUGGUGUGUCAACGUCUGGAUGCUGCUACUCUACAACGCUGGGAAUCUUACCACAACUCUAAGGAGGUUCCAUCGUAUAGGCAAUUGAUGGAAUUUUUGAAGUCAAGAUGUCUGGUACUUCAUAACAUCUCGCUAGUUCACUCUGUUCAAGGGGAAGUGAAGAGGCAGUCUCGUUUUCCAGCAGUAGGUCAUCCCGGUAUACAACAGAAGGUAACGUGUCCUUUCUGUGGUGAAUCUAUGCAUUCCGUGUUCAAAUGUAUGAAGUUCGUGAAGAUGAAAGUGUCCGAUCGUGUAGAAGUGGUGAAGAAAAGAUCAUUGUGCCUGAAUUGUCUUUCGUCAGGCCACAUUGCGAGAUAUUGUUUGAAAGGGUCCUGUCAAAAUUGUGGAAGACGUCAUCACACCCUCCUGCAUGCAGGCCCUCCGGUAUCGCAGUUCAAUUCAGAACAGUUACGAGUUCCCCAGCAAUCUAAUGUAAGCGCGAAUCAACAGCCACCACAGAACGAAACAGGGAUAUCAUACGAAGUUUUUCCUUAUUCCACUCUCCAGAACCAGACAGAUCUAACGCACAUCCCCAACCCGAGCAUGAAUAACCUCCCAUCCUCAAGUACCACAGAUAAUCCUUCUACUAGCCACAGUUCUGUAUUGUCCGCAAAUCCUACCACUCUUCCGAACACUGUCCUGCUAUCUACAGCAGUUUUAACAAUUGGGGAUGAAUACGGGAAUAUCAUUCCAGCUCGAGCUUUAUUGGACUCAGGGUCACAGCUAUGUUUCAUGACUGAAAGGAUCGCUCAGUCUUUGAAAUUUCAUCGAUAUCGAGAGUAUCUUCCUGUCAAAGGCAUUGGGCAAUCGAAAACUUGUUCCACCCAGUCUGUUUUCGCUUCGAUUGGUUCACGGUGUUCUGAUUACCGCUCUACUUUGAAAUUCCACGUUCUCCCGAAAGUCACGGCUGAUAUUCCAGUGAAAAGGAUCGACAUCGGUAGUUGGCAGAUACCUCCAGGAAUAACCAUGGCAGAUCCCGAGUUCCAGAAUCCUGGUGGUAUUGAUCUCAUUCUUGGAGCAGAAGUCUUUUAUGAUCUGCUGUUGGACGGGCAGCACAAGUUAGAUAGCAUUGGGCCUAUACUGCAGAAUACUCAACUUGGUUGGGUUGUUUCCGGCAAGGUUUCCGAAAAAUCCAGAGUUCAAGCCACUGUUUCAGCUUCUUGUACCGAAGAACGGGUUAAUGAAUUACUAACUCGUUUUUGGGAGUUAGAAGCUUGCCACAAUUCUAGUACGCUUUCACUGGAAGAAUCGGAGUGUGAGAAGAUUUUUGAAGAUACUACUACGAGAGACUCAUCUGGAAGGUUCGUUGUUAAGCUCCCUAGGAAGGACUUCCUAAUCCGUCUGCUGGGGGAAUCAAGAAGUCAAGCCGAGCGUCGUUUUUGGUCUUUGGAGUGCCGUUUAAAAUCAAACCCUGAGUUGAAAGAGGAGUACAGCUCAUUCAUUCACGAGUAUCUGGAGCUUAAUCAUAUGCGUGAAGUUAUUGCUGAAGAGGAAGGAGAUAUAUCAAAACCGCCGCCAUAUUACAUGCCACAUCAUCACGUAUUGCGUCCUGAAAGUUCUACUACUAAACUACGCGUAGUUUUUGACGCGUCCGCUACAACGACGUCUGGAAUUUCGUUGAAUCAAGCACUGAUGGUCGGACCUGUACUCCAGGAAGAUUUAGUGUCCAUAGUUCUUCGCUUCAGAUUGCACAGAAUCGCUAUAGUUGCAGACGUAGCGAAAAUGUAUAGGAUGAUUAAUGUAGUCCCCGAAGAUCGUCGUCUACAGAGAAUUGUUUGGAGAGAUUCACCAGAUGAGCCUUUAAGGACAUUUGAACUAACUACCGUUACGUACGGCACCGCGUCUGCCCCCUAUCUAGCCACGAAAUGCCUACAACGACUUGCGGAAUGCGGGAAGAAGAAGUACCCUAUUGCGGCCAAGACUCUGAGUGAAGAUUUUUAUAUGGACGAUUGUUUAACGGGUGCAGAUACUAAGGAGGAAAGCAUCAAAAAAUGCUGUGAACUGAAUGCUCUAUUGUCGUCUGCGAAAAUGCUUUUAAGAAAAUACAACUCGAACAACGUAGAAGUUCUUUCGGUUCUACCUGGCGAGCUCCGAGACGAUAGGAUUUCCCUGGAGCUUGAUGCAUCGCAGACUAAAAUUAAGACACUGGGCCUCAUUUGGGAUACACAAUCGGAUUGCUUCCAUUUCUCUGUGCCUCAGUGGAAUUCUUCUACAGAAAUAAACAAGCGUAUCAUUCUCUCCGACUUUGCCCGUUUGUUCGAUCCCCUAGGAUUGGUCGGUCCUGUUAUGGUUCAGGCCAAGAUAUUUCUCCAGGAGCUCUGGAAGCAGAACUGUUCCUGGACGGAAACGCUUUCCAAUCCUUUCCAGCAAUGGUGGCUGGAAUAUCGGAGCAACUUGGCUGGACUAUCCAAUUUACAAGUUCCACGAUGGGUCGCCUUUGGUUCGGAUGUUAUCUCCGUUGAGCUUCAUGGCUUCUGCGACGCUUCCACUAAGGCCUACGGGGCCUGUAUCUACCUGCGUUGUACGCGUUCCAACGGAAUAAUUUCGGUAAAUCUUCUGAUCUCCAAGUCUCGAGUAGCACCUCUGGAUGAUGUCAAGCGUAAGAAGAAGAAAAUGACAAUACCAAGGUUAGAGUUAUCGUCUGCCCUCUUACUCAGCCACUUAUACGAAAAGGUGACAGGCAGUUUAAGAAUUUCUGCGAAAUGUUUCUUUUGGACGGAUUCCACCAUUGUGAAGUGCUGGCUCUCUUCGCCACCGUCACGGUGGCAAAUGUUUGUUGCUAACAGAGUCAGCGAAAUCCAGCAUUUAACAAAAGAUGGAGUUUGGAAUCACGUUGUUGGUAUGGAAAAUCCUGCGGACGUCCUGUCUCGUGGUGCCACUCCUGAAGAACUACUAAAUCAUGAGCUUUGGUGGCGAGGUCCAGAUUGGUUGGAACUCUCACAUGACGCAUGGCCGAAAACUGGAGGUACCGAUGAAACGGAGUUUGAGCACACACUUCUUGAAGAGGCUGCAGUUGCUGGACCCGCUCAAGUGGAUUCACCGAAUGAGAUAUUUUUAUUGAAGAGUUCGUUCACCUCACUGGUUGAUCUAGUCGCAUUCUGCCGAAGAUUUUCUUUCAACUGUAAGAAUAGAAACAGCCAUCGCGUAGGAUGUUUAACAGUCACCGAAAGAGAGGAAGCUUUACGAGUACUCGUUAAACUAGCUCAGAAAGAAUGUUUUCCUCAAGAUAUAUCCGCUGUCGAUUACACGGGUGAAGUUAAAAACACUUCAAAGCUGAAAUCGCUUCGCCCACAACUGGUUAACGGAAUUCUGGUCGUCGGAGGUCGUUUAGAGAACGCACCGAUUGCUGUUGGAAGGAAGCAUCCUAUAAUCCUUGAUAAUCAUCACCCGUUUACGCUGCUGAUCGUCAACCACUACCACCUCGUCAUGUUGCAUGCUGGACCCCAACUACUCACCGCUUGUGCUAGAACCUGUAAAUCUAAGUUCCUGUGCGGGAUUUGCCAAGCGAAGCACCAUACGAUGUUGCACGACCCAGCAGCACCACCGAAUGAAUUCUCACCGGAGAGAUCACAGCUCAAACAAGUGAAUCCAGGUCCGAGGGGUUCACCCAGACCACCAACGAUAAAUCUAUUUGUGCGUUCAAAUUCUACGGUUCUGUUGGAGACAGUUGCUCUGUUAGUUGUCGACCGAUACGGUAUAAAGAUUCCUGCUAGAGCUCAACUAGAUUCUUCAGCGAUGUCCAUCUUCAUCACCAAAAAAUUGGCGAACGAACUCGCCACCCGUCAAAGCCCCGUGGACAUCGCAGUUGCCGAAUUUGGAGAGGCAGUGAUGCGCAUAAAGUGCAAUUUAUCUGCCAAGAUCGUACCCAGGAACAGCGACUUCUCCACCACACUAGAUCUCGUCGUCAUUAAGAAACCAACAUCAUAUCUCCCCACAUUCCCGAUCGAUUCAACUGCCUGGAGAAUACCAAAGGCUCCAUUGGCGUAUUCUCAGCAACAAUCGACAUGA